UUAAUGAUAACCCAAUCACCUUUUUAGUCACUUUUUGAAAAUAUCAUUGGAUAAAUGAAAAGAGGAGAAAGUUAGAGUGCUUUGAUUGAAAUAGAUAGAUAAUUAAAAAGGCCAAAAUUUAAUCAGACUGAAAAAAAAUAAUUACAAUUAUUGAAAGGAUCAAUAUUAGUAUAGAUUGGAGCAUUAGGUGAUGCUAAAAAAAUAUUGAAUGAAAAUUUAAAUGAAGCUGAAUUAGAAGUCAUUUAAUUGUAUUCUAAUUUAUGUAAAGAUCUAAAUAUGAUGAAUAAUUAUUUUGAAAAAUUCAAACCAUAAAAUUUGGAAUAAAUAAAAGAAUUUUAUUCAUAAUUGAUAUAAGGUCAUAGAUUUUAAGAGGCAUCAUCAUAUGCUAUUAAAAUUUUUAAGGCAGAAGGAGAAAAAAAUUAAGAAUUUAUGAUGGAAUAUAUUGUAUUAUUGAGUUAAAAGGAAGAUAUGGGAGGCAAAAUUACAGAAAUGUUUAUUGAUAAGGUGGCAAAAAAUAUCAAAUUAGAGAAGUAAAAAUUUUAAAUGAUAUAGCAAUUUGAAGCUUUGUACAAAUGAAGAAUUAGGAGCUUAAUUAAUUAAAUUUUAGUUGAAAUUUUAUUAGAAUAACAAAAACAAAAAUGUGGAUAAAGUUUAAUAAAUUUUAGAUAAUCAUAGUGUUUUAUUUGUAGAAUAUUAAUAAAAUGCAGCAAUUUCUUUGUGGAUUUAUCAAAAUAAUCCUUCAGGUAUAUAAUUAAUAAAAUAAUUUUUAGAAUUUACUUAUGAAUAAACUCUUAAAUAUCAUUAUUAAGUGUAUAAUUCAUUAGCUACAGAUUAAAUACUUAUUAAUUUUGAAUGUUAAGAAUAAUUAGUAUUAGCAUUUUAUACUGAAGUAUUUUAAUUAGAAAUUGAAUAAAUAGAAAAACCCUUUUAAAUAGUUCCUAAAGAUAAAUUAUUGAGUCACAUUUAUAAUAGUUGUUAAUUAUUAUUAAAAACAAUAACAAAUAGUUUAGCUUUAAAACAACUUAUACUCAUUUCAUUAAAAAUAUUAAACUUAUCAUAAAAUCCUAAUAUUGAAGAGAUUUUAAGAUUGGUUGAGUUGCUAUUUUAAUAAUAAGGAGAUAAAUAUACAUUUUGUACUGAAUUAUUUAAAGCAAUUCCAAAAAUAAAAUUACAUAAAGAAAUAUACAAUACUAUUCAAAAAGUAAAAACAUAAUCUAAGUCUAAAGAGGCAGAAACUAUAGCACAUAUUAAUUUGAAAAAAUUAGAAAUUUAUAUUUCAGAAGAACCUACAAAAUAUUUAGAUGAAUUAAUAACAUUAUAUCAAUCUUAUCCUGUUCCAGAAAAGGUUGAAAAAGGAGAUAGAUUAUUAUAAGAUGAAUAUUUAAUGAUUGCUAUUGAUAUUCUGUAUGAUGUAAAUGAUUUUGAAAAGAUAAUAAAAAGUUUAGAAUUAAUAGAUUUAGGAUUAAAAAAUUCACCAUAUAAUUUUGAUUUCUUAUUUAGAUAAAUUAUUUUAUUAUCUGAAUUAGGAUUAGUAGAAUAGGCUAUUGAAUCUCUAACAAGAUUAGAUAUAAAAGGAGUUUAAUUUGAAACAUUAGGUAUGUCUUUUGCAAAAUCCUUUCUUGAAUUUGGAGGUAAUUUAGAUUAAGUUGAAAGAAAAAAUUAAUAAGCUUUAAUAUUUUAUUUAGAAAAUGUAAGAGAAUCUAAGAAAAAUUUAUUGACAUCAUUUAAAAUGAAGAAUUAUGUACCAUUUGAAUCAUUUCAUUAAUUUGAAGACUGGAUUUCAAAUUCUUAUAUUAAAUUAAUUUAUUAUUUUGUAUAAUGCACUUUAUUUAAUGAGAAACAGAAAUAAUAGAGUAAUGUAGAAUAUUUUUGUGAGUAAAUUUAAAAUAAAUUAAAAUCACCUUCAACUUUCUCAAUUUAAGAAACUCAUUUCCAAAGCUAUUUUAUUAGAGAAUUUAAUAAUAAUAAUUUAAAAUAUGAUAAUUAUAUUGGAAUAUAUCAAAGUCAAAAAUAAUUACUUUUAGAAACUUUAUUUUUAUCUGUAAAUAUAUAAUUUUUUAUUCUAUUUAGUUUAAUAAUGAAUUAUUGGAAUUAAAAAAUGAUAUCUAAAAUGUUUAAAAAGUUUUGAAUGCAUAUAAAGAAAUUGUGAAUGUCCAAUAAAAUUAUUAAGAGAUUAACCUAAAUUAUAGAAACCAAUUAGAAAAUUAACCUAUGUAAAUAAAUUAUCUAUUUGAUUACAAUGAGUAAGUUUUGAAAAAUUAAUAUAACUAGGUUUAUUAUUCAAGAGAGAGAACUUAGAUUGUCAAUUGCUAGAUUUUAUAUAUCUAUAUAUCAACCUCAAAAUGAUAUUCCAACAAAUGAUUAUUUAGUUGAUCUAUCAAAACUAUAGGAUCUAUAAAAUAUCAUUCAAAAAGUAUUAAAUUGUUAAGAAAUGCCAACAAAUUCAAUAAGAAUACUGAAUCGUUUAUACAAGAACAUCUUUCCAAUUUUUAUACUCCUUAUAAAGCAUUAAGCUGAAAUAAAAUAAAAAUUAUUUUCAUUAUAAAAAAAAGCUUAAGGUGAUGCCAAGAAUAUUUUGGAUAAAGCCCAUAAAUAAAUAGUUUAGACUUUAAAUACUUUUAAAGAAGAAUUGGUUCAAUUAAGUACAAAAUUAUUGAUGUUUAUUAAAAAUGAAUUUCCACAAUAGAUUAAAUAACAAUUAAAGUAUUGAUUAUAUGAUGAAUUUUAGUAAAUCUCUAAAUAACAAAGAGAUGAUACAAAUUUUAGAAUCGAAUUUACAGUUUUAAGCUUUAUCAAUAUAAUCAAUGAUUGAAGAAAAGUUAAAGCAGUUGAAAUGA
Molecule: messenger RNA, 2837 nt
Organism: Paramecium pentaurelia
Lineage: Eukaryota; Ciliophora; Oligohymenophorea; Peniculida; Parameciidae
Source: the annotation of a GenBank genome assembly